Messenger RNA from Pieris brassicae (large cabbage white), 5794 nucleotides. It is a transcript of the gene Sin3A, whose product is annotated as paired amphipathic helix protein Sin3a. The coding region runs from base 636 to 4736 and encodes 1366 amino acids. Lineage: Eukaryota; Metazoa; Arthropoda; Insecta; Lepidoptera; Pieridae. Gene Ontology annotation, molecular function: transcription corepressor activity. The transcript has 31 exons. Gene Ontology annotation, cellular component: chromatin. The record is from RefSeq and is a predicted model, not a curated record. Gene Ontology annotation, biological process: negative regulation of transcription by RNA polymerase II.
CCAUUUUAUCCAUCACGUUUAACCUAAUCCUAAAAAUAUACUUUAAAUAAAUUCGAUAAAAAGAAAGAUUUGUUUUGGUCUACCAACUUUGUGGUGAAUCGCCGUUGUUGGCAUUUUGUGUUACGUCCGUUUCGCUUGUUAGUAUUUUGUGCGACGUUGCCGGUUCGCUAGAUUCUCCAGGUUCGAUUACUUCGUUGUCGGCCAGCUAACGAGUAGAAACUAGAGGUACUGGUUACUGAGCUUCAAGUCAGUCGAGCGCGCAGCUUGGUGCGCGACGUUCGUGCGCGGAGGGCUCCGCUCAUUUCCUUGGUUAUCUGAUUCGCAUUCUGUGCAAGUGUGAGCGAGAUAGCUGUUUUAGGUGAGAGGAAGUAGAACACGAGCGAGAUAGCACUAUGGCAGUGUCGCAACCUCGCCCACCUGACCGUGUUGACGCCGCGCUCGAAAAAGUUGCGCCGUUGCGCUAUUUGGAGGCGCACGAAUAUGCUCGCACGGAGCAUGUCGUGACGCGUUAUUAUCACAAAUCAUUGUCUUAUCCAAGUUUUUUGAGUUCUCAGAAGAUCAAGCACAACAUUGAAGAUUUUACUGGCGCCUAUUACCUUAUAAAACGGUGAACGGGUGAUGGGCCUGUGUUAACAAUGAUGAAACGCACAGGACCCAGGCUCGGGCCAGAUGAGCCUACACCUAUGUCACAGAGUCCUGCUCAGAUUCAGCAGGCUGGUGCAAGCAAUAUGCAUACUUUAGCUCAAUCAGCGCAACCUCAGAUGUUAGGUGCAACAACAAUGCUAUCAGUUAGCAACGCGUUUAAUCGUGGUCCGCCAAGACCAGCGGGCCCGCAAGUGAUCAACUAUUUGAAGGCGAACACUGUGCAAUACGCACCACCGCCUAAGCAACAACCGCAAGUUCCGCCCAGGCUCAAGCUGGUAACCCAACCCACCACCUUGGGCAUGGGCGGGCGCCAGUCACCUGGCGUGGGAGGCGUGCCGGGAGCUCCAGCGGGUGCUAGCUUUCAACGCCUCAAGGUAGAGGACGCUUUGUCUUACCUCGACCAAGUGAAAUACAGGUUUAACACUCAGCCGCAAGUCUACAACGACUUUUUGGACAUCAUGAAGGAAUUUAAGAGCCAGACUUCUCGUUACAGUAUAGACACACCGGGGGUUAUCACCCGGGUAUCGAACCUGUUCAAGGGACACCCAGAGCUGAUUGUCGGGUUCAACACCUUUCUGCCACCGGGUUACAAGAUUGAGGUGCAGAGUAAUGGACAGGUUUCGGUAUCUAUGCCUUCUCCCACGGGCGUGGGAGUACUGCCACCUGUCCCAGGGGGUAACGUUACGAAUGUCCCAUCCGGGCCUCAUACGCCCCAUGGCCCAGUGCCCAGUUCCGGGCAAGUGUUAUUGGGAGUACACCAUGCGCCGGCGCAGCCUCAGCUAGUUCAUAUAUUACCAGUGCAACAGUCGGUGAGCCAAGUGGUGCAUAAUCUGUCUGUGGCACCAAGUGCUGCGAACACAUUGCACCAUAUAUCUCAAGCCCAUCAACAAAUUGAGGCAGCCGCUAUUCAUCACACAAGUGGUGGUGCUACAAACACAAGCGUACACUCGGCCGCCGGACAACAACCUGUGGAGUUCAACCACGCUAUCGAAUAUGUUAAUAAAAUUAAGUCUCGUUUCUCCCGUCAACCGGACAAAUACAAGCGAUUCCUGGAGAUACUCCAUGCUUAUCAGCGAGGUCAUCGCGACGUGAAAGAGCCUCAGGCCAAACAGCAGACUGAGCAAGAAGUUUAUUCCCAGGUCGCAAAAUUGUUCGAGAAUCAAGAAGACCUAUUGGCGGAGUUCGGACAGUUCCUGCCUGACGCCAAAGCCGUCACGAAGCCGCCUCAUUGCCCUCCGCAUAAUAGGACACCGCCGCCACCCUCUCGAGUGGAACCCGAACCUGAAAGAUUCACAAGUGCGGCGGCUGCAUCGCCACCACUUUCGCAACAUACGAUACACCAUCAACAGGUACCCAAACACACCAGCACAAGCAAUGUGGCAGCUGCACCACCUCAGCAUCAUCAUCUCAAGAGAUCACCGAGCUUCUCAUCAUCUACUCCACUUGCUUCCGGAGCCCCGCCAGCCAAAAAGCCCCGGACUUCGGUGCCUGGGACUACGCCCUCUACUCCUCCUACGAGUCUUCGCGAUGUCUCCUACGCAGAGGCAGCUAAACUGGCAACUGCUCACGAGUAUAACUUCUUCGAUCGGGCUAGAAAGGCGCUCAGGUCGCAGCAAGUGUAUGAGAAUUUCUUGAGGUGCAUACUUCUCUUCACAAACGAGAUUAUAUCAUCAUCGGAGUUAAUCUGUGUGGUGUCUCCAUUCCUUUGCCGUCAUCCAGAGUUACAGAAAUGGCUACAGGACUUCCUUGGACCCAUUUCACCGCCCCAUACCCCAACAGCGCCUAGUUCAGGGUACAACAACACAAGCGGCACAUCGACUCUUCUAGGUUACGAGAGGUCUCGUCUGGGCUCCGAAAGCAAAGCCCGAGUGGAGCCACUCAUGCCUAUACACACCGCUCUGCCACUCACUGCUACAUUACGCCAUGAUCGACCUCCUACCGAUAAUAAUAUGGAGCUUGAUCUAUCUACGUGCAAACGGCUGGGCACGUCCUAUUGUGCUCUGCCAAGAGAGGCCGCAGCUAGGCGUUGCUCUGGAAGGACGGCCUUAUGUAAAGAGGUGCUAAAUGAUACAUGGGUAUCAAUUCCUACUUGGAGUGAAGAUUCAACGUUUGUCACCUCUCGAAAGACUCAAUAUGAAGAGUAUAUCUAUAGAUGUGAAGAUGAGAGGUUUGAGCUGGAUGUGGUGAUAGAAACGAACGCCGCCACCAUACGUGUCCUAGAGGGUGUUCAGAAAAAGUUGUCCCGAAUGACGUCCGAAGAAGCAGCCAAGUACCGCCUCGACGACUGCCUGGGAGGCCACUCGCCGACCAUCCACCAGAGGGCGCUGAAGCGGAUUUACGGUGAUAAGGUGGCGGUGGACAUAAUUGCCGGUUUGAAGAAAAACCCAGUUGUGGCUGUACCGGUUGUACUAAGACGGCUCAAAGCCAAGGAGGAGGAAUGGAGAGAGGCGCAAAAGGGUUUCAACAAGCAAUGGCGGGAACAAAACGAGAAAUAUUAUCUCAAAUCGCUCGAUCAUCAAGGGAUCAAUUUCAAACAGAACGAUCUAAAGGCGAUGAGAUCGAAAUCCCUCUUCAACGAAGUGGAGAGUGUGUAUGCGACGAGAAGACCCGGGCCGCAUUAUAUAGCUGAUUAUAAUAUGGCAAAUAGGCAAGAAGCUAUAAAAAUAGUCCGUGACGCUGCUGAGCUGCUAAUCCACCACGCCAGAAGGCAGACGGCGAUACAGAAGGCGGAAAAGCGACGCAUCAAGCAACUCUUGAGACAGUUUUUGCCCGAUUUGUUCGCACACCCGAGGCAACCGCUUUCAGAUGACGAGAGGGAUGAUGAAAAAGAAGAAGCCACAAGUCCCGGCAGCCCUGGGCAACAUGAGGAAAAAAUUACAAAACAGGAGAAACAAGAGUCAUCGGAAUCUGACAACGCGUCAGAAAAGAGUACGAGGCAUAAUAAGAUCGACAAGGAGAAUAAACCCAAGAACAACAAUAACACAGAAACAAAAGAUUGUCUCAUAAAACGUGGCAUUUGUAAUGAAGAGAGUGUCAAAGAUAUCAAAAACGAAAUGGACAUUGAAGACUUCAGAGAUUAUCCACCCAAUGAGGGCCGUUUCGUAUGCACAUCGUCGUGGUACCUGUUCCUUCGGCUCCACGCAAUCUUGUGUUCUCGCUUGUCCGGGGCCCGACGAGCUGCCCUCGCCUUGGCAGAUGCCGAGGCGGUGGGAGCCAACGCACGACCCCCCAGCGUAGCGGCUGCGCUGCGUCUGAAACCGCAUAACCUACCAUCCGAGGUGUCAUCGCCUGCGGAGUAUUACAACACGUUACUAGAACUGGUGAAGGGUGUGUUAGAUGGCAACACUGAGGCAUCCGCGUACGAGGACGCGGCGAGAGAAAUGUUUGGCAUCAAGGCCUAUCCUGCCUAUACGCUGGAUAAAGUUGUUUCAACGGCUGUUAGACAGCUCCAACAUUGCGUAUCAGAGAGUUGGUCAGUUCGUGCUGCAGAACUGGCAGCGCGAGGAGGAAUGCGAGGUCCUCUUUCCUACGUCUAUAAGGCUGCUAAAUAUCUACGACCAGAACAUACUACCUUCCUUGUUAAAGUGUAUGGCGGCGACGAGUGUAAAGUGACGUUCGAGUUGUUGGAGCCGGCGGGUGAAGGGAGAACGUCACCGCAGCUGAAUAACGACGGAAGUCGGCUUUCACCCACUAAUCAGUGCGGUCGCGAAAACGGUCCAUCUUCGGUAUCAGCGGCGGCCGCCUGGUCCCGAUACACGGAGCGCUUCGCUCGCCCCGACACGUCAGCUCGGUAUCACAAGCCCGUGUUUCUGAGGCGAAAUGCUCGGAAGAACGGCGGAGGGGAACUCAUAGCCACCUCCAGUACGGGGCUGCGGCAUCAGCCGCCCACUGUCAGGAGGAGGAAGCCGUUGCGCCUUCACGACCACUCUGAGUGUACUAUUUCUAAUCCUAUACGUUUCGUGGCCUGCCGUCCUCACCAGCUGUACCGCGCGGGAUGUCUGUCGAGCGCUCGAGCGUCCCAACAGCGUCUCUCGGCGACGAGAAGAGAACGGUUCAGAGCCUGGCUUGCCUCCACGCAAAGACCUACUUAAGUCCAGCACACGCCCACAUCGUCAAGAUCGGAAACGGUACUCAUACCGCUAAAUCACAAAAUCGAUAUUUUCAUAUCGAAAAUAUUUGAAGAUCCACGCGAGGUGGACGACGAUGAUCAGAACUGAAAGAAUCCAAAAGCGCUAAAAUGGAUGAUUAGCGGAAAUGUCAAUUAUCAUUAAAACUGGUCACUGACAUUAAGAUGAGAUGUGAGAUCGAUAUUGACAGUUGGACAAAAAUUGUUAAAAAUGUUUUGGUAAAAAAAUAUUUUCAGUAAUGACUUCAAUUAUUCUCAGUUUUAACUUAGUAAAAAUGUCCUAAACGAUUCAAGAUUUUAUUUAUUGACAUUACAAACCAUUUAACCGUUUGCCUGCGGCAAUGAACAAAUAAAAUUCUCUUAAUUUUAAUAGUAUGAGUUGUUCAUACUAUAUUUAAGCACUGCGCUCCGUCGAAGUCGGUUAAACUCAACCGACGUACAUUCCUACACGCUUCGCUAACUAUUUUUGCUUGAAAUAUGUGGAAGCGAAAACUCCGUAAACAGUCUCGUGAUAUUUUUGACGCGUUUUAUUUAUUUGAACUAUUUUUCAAAAGCAGCUUUAAUGGCUUACGAAGGUACUCUUUAUAACGUACACUUAUAAAGAGUGUUGUUUACUGCGUUUUUGUUUUCCUAUUGGAAAAGACGGAGAACGAAAGAUUUUCUAUGACAAGAAAUGGUACAUGAAUUCUCCUUGUGUGUACAGCGUGUUUGGAAAAAGUGUAAGGUUUUAAAACCCCUGAUUUGCCGACUUAAAAUCCUUACAAACCUGUCGAAACACGCUGUAUAUAAGAAAUUGAUCCGAGUCAUACAGGGUAGUACUAAACUCGAAUACCGCUAUCGGAUCGGUUUCUGCCGUUGGGUCGCGUUUUAGCGGCUCACGCUAGCUUGUAAGUGUUUAGAACGAUUGUAUAUAUAUGUUCUAAAUGUACAGAUCUCUAAGUACAUGUGUAAAUACGAGUGAUUUGUUGAUGAACCAAUCUUGUUGAUUUGUAUGGAGAUGAAAUAAAUAUUAUUAUAUUUAUA